This is a messenger RNA of Cryptotermes secundus, 2002 nucleotides long. RefSeq names its product endoplasmin (gene Gp93). Gene Ontology annotation, molecular function: ATP binding; ATP hydrolysis activity; ATP-dependent protein folding chaperone. Lineage: Eukaryota; Metazoa; Arthropoda; Insecta; Blattodea; Kalotermitidae. Gene Ontology annotation, biological process: protein folding. The record is from RefSeq and is a predicted model, not a curated record.
ACGAGUAGGGAAAUUAGCCUUAGUAGACGUAUUUGUUGAUUAUUCUUCGUAGGUAUCCUCAGAGAACUGUAGUAUCGUUUGGAGGCAAUAGCAGUUGAAGUCAGAAAUGAAAGGGUUUCUGUUUUGCGUUCUAGGUAUCCUCUUGAUAGCAGGAUUUUCACGUGCAGAUGAUGCUGCAGAAACAACAGCAGAAACUGUGGAUGCUGAUAUUGGAUCAAGUAGAGAAGGAUCUAGAACUGAUGAUGAAGUCGUGAAACGGGAGGAGGAAGCGAUAAAACUCGAUGGGCUAAAUGUGGCACAAAUGAAAGAGCUACGAGAAAAAGCUGAGAAAUUUGCAUUCCAGGCUGAAGUAAACCGAAUGAUGAAGCUGAUUAUCAACUCCUUAUAUCGUAACAAAGAAAUCUACCUUAGAGAGCUCAUUUCAAAUGCAUCAGAUGCACUGGACAAGAUUCGUCUCCUGUCACUUACAGAUAAAUCAGUUCUAGAUGCCACAGAAGAACUUUCCAUCAAGAUAAAGGCAGAUAAAGAUAAUCACGUAUUGCAUAUUACUGAUACUGGAAUUGGGAUGACCAAGAAUGAUCUAGUCAAUAAUUUAGGAACAAUUGCAAAGUCUGGAACAGCUGAUUUCUUAAGUAAGAUGCAGGAUGCUAGUACCUCAACUCAAGACAUGAAUGACUUGAUUGGACAGUUUGGUGUUGGCUUUUACUCUUCAUUCUUAGUGGCUGAACGUGUGGUGGUGACUACCAAGCACAAUGAUGACAAACAAUAUAUAUGGGAAUCAGAUGCGACCAGCUUCAGUAUUGUUGAGGAUCCUAGAGGAGCUACACUGAAACGGGGCACUCAAGUCAGUCUUCACCUAAAAGAAGAGGCAUAUGAUUUUGUGGAAACUGACACACUGAAGAAUCUGGUUAAGAAGUAUUCCCAGUUCAUUAAUUUCCCCAUUUAUCUCUGGAGCAGCAAGACUGUAAAGGUGGAAGAGCCUAUUGAAGAAGAUGAACCUGAAACCAAGGAUGACACUGAAAAAGAAGCUGAUGAAGCAGAUGAUGAUACUAAAGUUGAAGAGGAUAAGCAAGAAGAAAAACCGAAGACCAAGACAAUAGAGAAAACAGUUUGGGAUUGGGAAGUUCUGAAUGAUAGCAAGCCAAUCUGGACAAGGAAGCCAAGUGAAAUUAGUGAUGAUGAAUACAAUGAAUUUUACAAGUCACUGACAAAGGAUCACAAAGGUCCUUUAACCAAAGUUCAUUUUGUUGCUGAGGGUGAGGUGACUUUCAAAUCUGUCCUCUUCGUACCACAGAAUCAACCUGGCGAGACUUUCAACAAGUAUGGCAGUAAAACUGACAACAUUAAGCUGUAUGUGCGACGGGUAUUUAUCACAGAUGAGUUCAAUGACAUGAUGCCCAACUACCUUAACUUUGUGCAAGGUGUAGUGGAUUCUGACGAUCUUCCUCUGAAUGUGUCUCGGGAGACACUGCAGCAGCAUAAACUCAUUAAGGUUAUCAAGAAGAAACUGGUGCGCAAAGCACUUGAUAUGUUUAAAAAAAUUGAGAAAGCAGAUUAUGAAAAAUUCUGGAAGGAAUAUUCAACCAACAUCAAACUGGGAGUGAUUGAAGAUCCAUCAAACAGAACACGUCUGGCUAAACUGCUUAUGUUCCAUUCAUCAAAUCAAGCAGGAAUGACCGAUCUAGCAGAUUAUGUUUCAAGAAUGAAGGAGAAGCAGGAUUAUAUCUAUUACAUCGCUGGAGCAAACAGGAAGGAGGUUGAGAACUCUCCAUUUGUGGAACGGCUACUGAAGAAAGGUUAUGAGGUAUUAUAUCUUACAGAAGCAGUAGAUGAAUAUUGUAUCUCUGCUCUUCCUGAAUUUGAUGGAAAGAAAUUCCAGAAUGUUGCCAAAGAAGGUUUUACUCUUACAGAGGGAGAUAAAGCUAAAGAGAAGUUUGAGAAUUUGAAGAAACAGUAUGAACCACUUACCAAAUGGCUCAAUGAUGAAGCCCUCAAGGAUCAA